AUGGAGCAUAUUGACAGUAUUCAGAAAUCACCAGAGGAUCCCCAAAGCUUUCUUGAUGAGGACUUAUUAGACAAGAUGAUGCCGCAGUCCAGGAUGGAUGAAGAUACACAGUUGAUCCACAUCCUGAAGCUGAGAGCAGAUGAGCUGAUCGUACGAUAUCAAGCCCUGCAAAAAAUCAACACUGAGCUUGAGGACAAAGUAGCCCUCUGCAACACAGAGCUGGACCACGAAAGAAGCAGAUCAGCAUUAUUAGAAGAAAGAUUUACAACUUUAGCCUCAAACAAUCAAUCAAUCAUUUCUUUCAUGGAAGAGCACAAAGAACAGAAUGUCAAGUUAAGGCAAGAAAACAAUCGGCUACAGUCUGAGAACAAUUCACUUUUUUCACAAAAGUUGCAUCGCGGGGAACUUUUAAUCCAAAAUCUCAAAGAAGAGAUCAAGAUGCUGAGAGAGAAACUUACAAACAAUGAAAAUGAACACAGGGAGAAAUUAUCUGAAUCUGAGUCCAAACUCCAAGAACAAGCAGCUCAGCACAAAGUCAAGGAGGCAUCGCUUCUCACUCAGUAUCAUGAUGCUCGCCAGCAGCACGCAGAUGCCGUGGAAAUGAGUAAAGAUUUGAAGCUUAAACUAGAAGAAGCACAAGAACAGCUUGCUUUGAAGGAACUCAACUUUAAGGAAAGCAUAACAAACCUCACCAAGGAGAAUGACAAAUUACUGAAUUUGACAAUGGAAAGAGGCAAAGUAAUACAGGAGAAACAAAAACAAAUCCAGCAGUUGGAAACAAGGUGGAGAGAUGAGAAAAAAACACGGAUUGAGGCACAGGACAGGUUUGAACUGGAAGCAGAAGCUGUAAAUGCAGAUCUAAGAGUCAAGUCCCUUGAGUCUGCUCUCGCCGAAUCUACGAAAAAGCUUCACAAAUUUGUUGAGGAUUGUGAUGCCUUUAAGGAACACAGUGGCAAUCUCCUUAAACAGGAAAGAGAGCUGACUAAGAGACUUUGCGACCUAAAAAUGUAA
This is a messenger RNA of Cololabis saira (Pacific saury), 1011 nucleotides long. RefSeq names its product coiled-coil domain-containing protein 89. The transcript is spliced from 7 exons. Bases 1 to 1011 code for a protein of 336 amino acids. NCBI's taxonomy places the organism in Eukaryota, Metazoa, Chordata, Actinopteri, Beloniformes, Belonidae. The record is from RefSeq and is a predicted model, not a curated record.